Messenger RNA from Guyanagaster necrorhizus, 1026 nucleotides. RefSeq lists its product as uncharacterized. The coding region runs from base 79 to 939 and encodes 286 amino acids. The transcript has 4 exons. The record is from RefSeq and is a predicted model, not a curated record. Lineage: Eukaryota; Fungi; Basidiomycota; Agaricomycetes; Agaricales; Physalacriaceae.
CUUAGUCUCAACCACCAUCAACACCCGUUACAGGUCGAUAUCCAUCUUUCCCCCGAAAGUUUAGUGUGACAAAAAGGCAUGAUAUCGCAGGAGUACAUGUACAGCAAUCCAUAUUUGCCCCCAAUCUCGAGGGGCCGGAUUCUUCCUACGAAGCGGGCAGAAUUUCGACUCCAAGACCGCCUUGAAAGAUUGGAUGCCGUUGCCUCUGAUAUUGUAGCAAAUCAAAAUAUCGGAAUUCCAUCUUUAGAAGCCAUGGAAGCUGACCUAAGGCAAUCAGCACGUGAUUUUAACUAUAUCAAGGAGCGUACCGCUGAACUCGAGGAUGAGCAUUCUCGAAAUCUUAGCCGAUUAUACGACAAGCAUACUGAAGAAUAUUUUGACGACGCAUUGGGACGGUACCACUCUUUUGAUGAGACACAAGUUAACCUUCCCGGCUGCGAAAACGGUCCGCAAGAAUCAGCUGUUGCCGGGCAAAUAGAGUCUCUCUCCUACAACCGUUUCAUGCACAGUUACUUCAUACAACCUUGGAACGAAGAUAUCAGACGAGAACGCGAAGCCCGUCUAGUUCGUCUCAGUCCUUGGCGGAUAUUGCAGGGACGAUGUGAUCCCGAUUCAUUUCCGGUGAAAGCCUCCCCACCGUGGCCGUCUACUGGUAUGUAUACUCCAGGGCCUAUAGUACAUCAAACGGAUGGAGGUGCAUGGGGGGGCGUGAAAUCCACGUAUCCAUUCCCGCAGUCGAUAGCGGCAUGGAAUUCUAUGCCACCAGGAGAAAAGGUCCGAGUUUCAAGGUAUCUCACUGCUCCUGGUGCGUUGAGGACGAAGAUGGAGACGAAAUAUGGCUGGAGCAAAGAGAGGGUGCAAAUGCUAUUAGAGGCGUAUGCGAAGGAUGAUUCUUUUAAGGCAUAUGUCACUGCGAGUCUCAUCACGGUCAAUAUAUGAAUCAUUGCAUUGCUACCUGUACAAUACCAUGCACCCCCGGUUACUUGCUGCCGAAUGUUUAAUGUACAGACAAUGGAUAUUAUCCCC